Auxenochlorella protothecoides is the source of this 2052-nucleotide messenger RNA. Its product is annotated as Stromal 70 kDa heat shock-related protein, chloroplastic. Gene Ontology annotation, cellular component: chloroplast; cytoplasm. The coding region runs from base 1 to 2052 and encodes 683 amino acids. The record is from RefSeq and is a predicted model, not a curated record. Gene Ontology annotation, molecular function: misfolded protein binding; ATP binding; heat shock protein binding. Lineage: Eukaryota; Viridiplantae; Chlorophyta; Trebouxiophyceae; Chlorellales; Chlorellaceae. Gene Ontology annotation, biological process: cellular response to unfolded protein; protein refolding. The transcript is spliced from 3 exons.
AUGCAGAGCGCGACCAUGAGCACGGCGAUGGGCACUGGCUUCCUUGGGAGCAAGGGACUGCGAGGCGGGCGGGCCUCCAUUUCUGGAGCACCCCUGCAAUCCCGACAAGCCUUCCGUCCCGCGGUGGUGGGCAUCGAUCUGGGCACCACCAACUCCGCGGUGGCAGCCAUGGAGGGAGGCAAGCCCACGAUCAUCACCAAUGCCGAGGGUGGCCGGACCACGCCCUCCGUGGUGGCCUUCACCAAGGCCGGCGACCGGCUGGUCGGGCAGAUCGCCAAGCGCCAGGCGGUGGUGAACCCCGAGAACACCUUCUUCUCCGUCAAGCGCUUCAUCGGGCGCAAGAUGGCAGAGGUUGGGGAGGAGUGCAAGCAGGUGCCAUACCGUGUGGUCUCCGACGGCUCCUCCAACGUGAAGAUCGCAUCCCCCAACGCGAAGAAAGAGUUUGCGCCCGAGGAGAUCAGCGCCAUCGUCCUGCGCAAGCUGGCGGACGACGCGUCGGCCUUCCUGGGCGGCGCCGUUUCCCAGGCGGUGAUCACCGUCCCCGCCUACUUCAACGACUCCCAGCGCCAGGCGACCAAGGACGCGGGCCGCAUCGGCGGCCUGGAAGUGCUGCGCAUCAUCAACGAGCCCACCGCCGCCUCCCUGGCCUACGGCCUGGACCGCAAGUCCAACGAGACCAUCCUGGUGUUCGACCUGGGCGGCGGCACCUUUGACGUCUCGGUGCUGGAGGUGGGCGACGGCGUGUUCGAGGUGCUGAGCACCUCGGGCGACACCCACCUGGGCGGCGACGACUUCGACCGCCGCAUCGUGGACUGGCUGGCCGACGACUUCAAGGCGCAAGAGGGCAUCGACCUGCGCAAGGACCGCCAGGCGCUGCAGCGCCUGACCGAGGCGGCGGAGAAGGCCAAGAUCGAGCUGAGCGCGACGAGCACGACCAGCGUGAGCCUGCCCUUCAUCACCGCCACCGCCGAUGGGCCCAAGCACAUCGACGCCAGCCUGUCGCGCUCCAAGUUUGAGCAGCUGGCCAGCGACCUGCUGGAGCGGUGCCGCCUGCCGCUGGAGGCCGCGCUGCGCGACGCCAAGCUGUCCUACUCCGACCUGGACGAGGUGAUUCUGGUGGGCGGGUCCACCCGCAUCCCGGCGGUGGUGGGCCUGGUGGAGCGGCUGGCCCAGAAGAAGCCCAACGUGACGGUGAACCCCGACGAGGUGGUGGCCCUGGGCGCGGCCGUCCAGGGCGGCGUGCUGGCGGGGGAGGUGUCCGACAUCGUGCUGCUGGACGUGACCCCGCUGUCCCUGGGCCUGGAGACGCUGGGCGGGGUGGCCACCAAGGUGAUCCCGCGCAACACCACGCUGCCCACCUCCAAGACGGAGACCUUCUCCACCGCCGCCGACAGCCAGUCCAGCGUGGAGAUCAAUGUGCUGCAGGGCGAGCGCGAGUUCGCGCGCGACAACAAGUCGCUGGGCAACUUCCGGCUGGACGGCAUCCCGCCCGCGCCGCGCGGCGUGCCCCAGAUCGAGGUGCGCUUCGACAUCGACGCCAACGGCAUCCUGUCCGUCACCGCCUCCGACAAGGGCACGGGCAAGAGCCAGGACAUCAAGAUCACGGGGGCCAGCACGCUGCCGGGGGAGGAGGUGGACCGCAUGGUCAAGGACGCGGAGAAGUUCGCGGAGGAGGACCGCAAGCGCCGCGAGCUGGUGGACCUGAAGAACCAGGCCGACAGCAUCGUGUACCAGACCGAGAAGCAGCUGGCUGAGUUCGGGGACAAGGCGCCCGCCGACGUCAAGGCCAAGCUGGAGGAGCGGGUGGAGGCGGUGAAGAAGGCCGCGCCGGGAGAGGACGCGGCGGCCAUCAAGGCUGCCAUCGAGGACCUGCAGAAGGAGGCCAUGGCCCUGGGCCAGGCCGUGUACGGCGGCGGCGCGGGCGGCGCGCCCGGGGCGGGGCCCGAGGCGGGCGCGCAGGGCGGCGCCGCGCCCGGCGCGGGGGGUGCCGGAGCGGGCGGCGACGACGUCAUCGACGCCGAGUUCACCGAGGGGGGGGACAACAAGGCCUGA